Molecule: messenger RNA, 1039 nt
Organism: Benincasa hispida (wax gourd)
Lineage: Eukaryota; Viridiplantae; Streptophyta; Magnoliopsida; Cucurbitales; Cucurbitaceae
Gene: TAFII21
Product: TATA binding protein associated factor 21kDa subunit
Biological process (GO): DNA-templated transcription initiation; RNA polymerase II preinitiation complex assembly
Cellular component (GO): transcription factor TFIID complex; SAGA complex
Molecular function (GO): transcription coactivator activity; protein heterodimerization activity; RNA polymerase II general transcription initiation factor activity
Source: RefSeq, a predicted model, not a curated record
AAAAUAAGUUGGGAAAAAAAGAAGAGAGAGAGAGAAAUUUGGAAAUCAGAUUCCUAUCUCACGCGUCUCUCUCCUCCCACCUCUCUCGAUAUCCCUCACUCCCUCGCCUCCCCAAGCCAGCUGUUGCACCUCCGUCCGGCGCAUCGCACGCUGGUGAGCCCUUUUCUAUUUCUUUUUUUCUCUCUCUAAGAUCUGCUUUCUGCAUAGCGUUGCCGCCGCCGCCGCCGCACUGUCAACAGCCGAGCGGCGCCGCUCUUCGCCGGAUUCUUGGAAUUUGUAGGUGAAAGGGGUAGUAAGGAAAUGUCUGAGGGCGACGAGGAGCUACCGAGGGAUGCAAAGAUUGUGAAAACACUUUUGAAAUCGAUGGGAGUCGAAGAUUAUGAACCACGAGUUAUACAUCAGUUUCUUGAGCUGUGGUAUCGUUAUGUCGUCGACGUACUAACGGAUGCACAAGUAUAUUCGGAGCAUGCAGGCAAGGCUGCCAUCGAUUGUGAUGAUGUGAAGCUUGCUAUCCAAUCCAAAGUUAAUUUCAGCUUCUCACAACCUCCUCCAAGAGAGGUUCUUCUAGAGUUGGCCAGAAGCAGGAAUAAGAUUCCAUUGCCAAGAUUGAUUGGCGGGCCUGGUAUCGCUCUUCCACCUGAUCAAGACACGUUGCUCAGUCCCAACUAUCAACUCGCAAUCCCAAAGAAGCAACCAGUCGAAACCAUGGAGGAAACAGAGGAGGAUGAAGGCGACCAUGCAGUUCCAUCCCAAGAACCUGGCUCAGAAGUACCUCAACAACAUACCCCACAGAGAGUAUCUUUCCCAUUGGCAAAACGUCCAAAAAUAACAUAGUUGUUUUUCCUUCUUUGUGUCGCUUUCCCCAACUUCUCUGAUGAAAAGGGGGAUUUGAAAUAGAUUCGUUGGAAGUUGUGGAAGUAUUGUUGGAUAUUAUCAAACUAUUGUAUCCCCUAAAAGAAUUCAGUGGCUCUAUUUCCUUCCACUAAUGUGUCAUUUGUAAAGGAAUUGGGAUGAAUAGAAUAUGGAUAUUUCUUCCCAA